Messenger RNA from Dracunculus medinensis (Guinea worm), 375 nucleotides. Lineage: Eukaryota; Metazoa; Nematoda; Chromadorea; Rhabditida; Dracunculidae. The record is from the annotation of a GenBank genome assembly.
AUGGAUAAUGUUUUUGAAGAAUUCCUUGAUUUUCCAGUUGAAAGUUUAGAAAAUUUGGAAACUUUCAAUUCAUUAAAUGAAUUUGAGCAAGAUUUAUUAAAGAAUGAAUCGAAACUUUGUGAGGAACUUCGGAAACUUGAUAAAAUCAUAGAACAUGAGGAAUCUCAAAAACGAUUACCAAGUGGCAAGGCAAGAGAAAAAAAUCUAGCACAGUUAUGCGCAAAGAAAGAUUUAUCGUCGUCAGGAACGACAGUUAACUUAUCGUCAAAAACACUACCAGCAGAUAUUCUUCAAUCCCAGUGUUUAUCACAUUCUUUCUUAUCUCGAUUUACGAAGACUAAUCCACUGAAAGCAUAUAAAGUAAAUGAUUUUUGA